GUAGGCCUGGCUCCAUUCUGGCCCCUCCCCACGCGGCCUCGCCCCUCCUCCGGCGCGGCGCAGCCGGCUCCGGUCCGCCCCCAGUUUCCUCCUUGGGUGACUUAUGUCCCUCCCGAGCUGCCGUCGCGCCCCGCCCGGUCUCCCGGCAACGGCGGCUCCCGGACCCCCGUUUGGGGUGACUGAGCCAUGAAUCGGUCUGGGCGCACGGCCCCGGGCUCUCUGCUGUCCACGCCGCUGCCGCUCACGGCGCUACACCACCUCUACGCCUGGGUGGACAGCGUGCCCUUCAGCCGCCCCAAGCGCCACUUGGCCCGGGACUUCAGCGACGGCGUGAUGAUUGCAGAGAUUGUAAAACACUUUGAACCCAAACUUGUGGAAAUGCACAACUACAUCCCGACCAGCAACACGGAACAAAAGCUGAGCAACUGGAGCACCCUCAACAGGAAAGUGUUCCCCAAACUUCACUUCUAUGUCUCCGAGGAGGACAUUCGGAAGGUUGUCAUCAGCACUCCGGGGGCUAUCGAGUCUGUGCUGUCCACACUGAGGCAGAAGAUGGAAGAGAAGUGCCAAAGGAAGGCCAUCCAGGAGGCCAGGAUGAACAUGAAGGACCCCAUUGGCUUCGACAGCAUCAACAUUAACAGGCACUUGGCAGAGCUGGAAAGCUGCAAGUCCACCGAAUCCCUGGCUAACAAGGGCUCCUCGGGCAAGAAGGCGAUUCCCAAUCAGAAGGGAGAGGAGAGAGCCUGUGACUACUUUGGAAGGCAGGAUUCGAGUCUCAGCCAGUGCCCGCACAGUGAGCCCAACUUCCAGCAGUUACUGGAGGAGAAGGAGCAGGCUCUCACCGUGCUCCAGGAGACAGUGCAGAUUCUACAGAUGAAAGUGCAUAGGCUGGAACACCUGGUGCAGCUGAAGGACAUGAGGAUUGAGGACCUGACGAGACACCUGAACACCCCAAAAUAGGGGCGACAUCUGGCAUGGCCUUGCCCGCCUCCGUGCAUGUGACUGCCCCUUCUCACCCUCUGACCUGAAACCUGAGGGGAUCAGGUUGUCAGGAGCGAUAGUCAGGAGGGCUGUCCCUCCCCCAUUCCUCCUUCCCUUCCUUCUUCUUUCUUCCUUUCCUCCUUUUCCCCCUUUCCUCCUCCCUUCCUGCCUUCUUUCCUUCUUUUCCCUUCCUCCCUCCCUCCUUUCUUCCUUACUUUCUUUCCUCUCUUCUUCCUUCCUUGUCUCCUUCCUUCUCUGUCUUCCUCCCUCUCUUUCCUUGCCCCUUCCUUCCCUUUCUUCUUCUUGCCUCCUCCCUUCCUCCCUCCCUCCUUUCUUCUCUCUGCCCUUCACUGGCACACCCAAACAGCUCCAUCUGCAUAUCCGGUAGCUCUCCCUGACGGGCUGACCCCGAGGUCCGCCUCUCCCCACAAUUCCGUGGGGUCAGUUUGGGCAAAAAUAGCCCUUUGUCCGCAGUAGUGUCCAGUGCAGGAGAGUUUACUGAGGGGCCCCUACCUUCCCCCUCCUGCGUGAGCAAGGCCGCCUUAAGGAGGCUCUCUGGAAUCGUGUGUGUGCACGUGCGUGUGCGUGUGCGUCCAUGUGCACACGGGUUCCUGCUGUGCCGGGGUCACAAGAGUGCUCCCUUUGUGCACGCACGUAGGCUAGAAGAAAAUGCCUUUAAAAAUGUAUGCGGUGAGAAUUAGGCCUGGAAUUACUUUUACAAUUAAAGAAAACCUGGUGAGGA
Molecule: messenger RNA, 1723 nt
Organism: Sarcophilus harrisii (Tasmanian devil)
Lineage: Eukaryota; Metazoa; Chordata; Mammalia; Dasyuromorphia; Dasyuridae
Product: sperm flagellar protein 1-like
Exons: 7
Coding region: 187-960 (257 amino acids)
Biological process (GO): regulation of cytoskeleton organization
Cellular component (GO): axoneme
Molecular function (GO): microtubule binding
Source: RefSeq, a predicted model, not a curated record